UUCUUAAACUUCUAUCUGUAGGGCCCAAACGAAACGUGUGUGAUGCUGGGCAUGUUGUCUGGGGUCCAUUCCAUAUACUUCUUCCUUCCUUGAAGCUGGAUUGGCGAUGACCGCUUUCAGCUAUGAUUGAAGAUCUCAUCUUUCCAAAUUAAAAAAGAAGAGAAAAAAUCCUGAAUUUUCUUUGUUCAUGAGAAUCAAUCAAAGAUUCAGCUUGUGGGUGUUGAGAUAGGCCUUUCAGCUUAGAAAUAUCAUAAACUGAAGUGGAAUUUUGUAGAGCUUGGCUGUUGAAGCAGUUGAUGUAUAUGUUCCCUUGCAUGACUAAAUCUGGGGGAAAUUGCUCGAUGGGUUCGGUUUUUAGGCGUUGGGGUUUCUACAAAAAUGAAUUUGACGGUUUUAACGAUUUCAGCUGUCAAAACAACAGAUACGUAUGCUGUUUGAACAACGGACACACAGUGCAAAAUUGGAAUUGGAAUCUAUGCCGUUAAAUCGUUUUGUAUGUAGCGUGUGGGAUAAAAUCAAGUUAAAGAGGGUCUGAAGUUCCAAUAAUCGGAAUCCUUUUGAAAUAAGGAGUGGCAGGAAAAAAAAUUCAAAUCGGAUCAAUUCGUAUUAACCAAAACUUCUUUUCGGCUACAGAUGUCUUUCCCUGUUGAUGCUAGACUAGAUGCAUCAGAGAGGCCUCCAUUUCAGGGAUUUGGCUUUACAGGCCUGAAGAAGAGAGGCCACGGAAGUCGGUCAUGGAUACAGAUUGAUCGGAAUGGAAACUCGCAUAUCCUAGCGCUCGACAAGGCCACUCUAAUGAGGCGUUGCAAUCUGCCUGCGAGAGAUCUUCGACUUUUAGACCCUUUGUUUGUGUAUCCUUCCACGAUACUGGGCCGGGAGAAGGCGAUUGUCGUCAAUCUCGAACAAAUCAGAUGCAUAAUUACGGCAGAUGAGGUUAUCCUUAUGAACUCUCUGGACAGCUCUGUCAUGCAGUACCAAUCAGAACUGUGCAGGCGCCUUCAGACACAGAAAGAUCAAAAUGGAUGUACCGAAUCAAGUUCAGAUGACUUGGCUUUUGAGUUCAGAGCAUUGGAGCUGGCUUUGGAGCUAACAUGCAUGUCUCUUGAUGCUCAGGUUACAGAACUGGAAAUUGAUGUGUAUCCAGUACUCGAUGAACUAGCUUCGUCAAUCAGCACUCUUAAUCUCGAACGUGUGCGGAAGCAGAAGAGCCAUCUCCUUGCCUUGACUCAUAGAGUUCAAAAGGUCCGUGAUGAAAUAGAACAGCUAAUGGAUGAUGAUGGGGACAUGGCCGAAAUGUAUCUGACGGAGAAGAAGGAGAGAAUGGAGGCCUAUCCAUCGGCCGUUCCGUAUUUCCUGAGUAGCAUUCCUGCUGGAUCAGCUGUGUCGAAAUCUGCACCGGUUUCACCAGUCAGUUCAAUCAGCGGAUCUCAUAAACUUGAUAAAAUGAUGAGUAGUGUUAUUGGCUCGAGCAAACAUGGAUCGUCCAGCAGCGGUGGUGAUCGCAUCGAAGAACUGGAGAUGUUGCUCGAGGCCUAUUUCGUCGUCAUCGACAACACUCUCAGCAAAUUACUAUCACUCAAAGAAUACAUAGACGAUACUGAAGACUUCAUCAACAUUAAACUGGACAAUGUCCGAAACCAGCUGAUCCAAUUCGAGUUGCUGCUCACGGCGGCUACAUUCGUCGCUACAAUUUUUGCAGUUGUAUCGGGCGUCUUCGGGAUGAACUUUACGCCCGCAUUUUUCCAGUAUCCAGACAACUUCAAUUGGGUCCUUAUUGUAACCAGCAUCUCUUGUGUGGUAAUAUAUGCGGCUUUCAUCUUAUAUUUCAAGCAUAAGAGAUUACUGCCUUUGUGAGUAUAGACUAUUUUUAUGGCCAUUGAGCCAUGUUGUACUUGGGUUUUCAUUUUGUACAAGUGAAGCCCAUGAUUCAGUAAUCUAGACCGUUGACCAGUUGGUACCCAGCAUGGAUGGACUGUCCCCUAAAAAUCUCCUCAACCAGAGAAUCCUAGCCUUUCAAUUCUAUUGCCUGCUAAUAUAUUGUUAGUAGUCCACAUUCAACUAAUUAAAAGAACUGAGGAUGUACCAGUCUUGGAGAUUUUUGGGUCAUGUUCUUUUCAUGGUGGGUCACAUCGGACUGCAUUUUGGAUCUCUGAAACAUGGGCCCCACCUGUACGAUCUAAAAACCCUGAGUAUGCGUGUAUGUUCACGAACAAAUUCACGAACAAACCCUGAGUACGAUCUUGAUUGUAAUUUCAAGCAUUUUUUUCAUUCCUUGGUUUAAUAUACAUAUGAGCCAUUUUUGUCAAGAAUAUUAUAUGCUCCAGCAUUUUGCAUCCCA
Molecule: messenger RNA, 2338 nt
Organism: Magnolia sinica
Lineage: Eukaryota; Viridiplantae; Streptophyta; Magnoliopsida; Magnoliales; Magnoliaceae
Product: magnesium transporter MRS2-5-like
Exons: 7
Coding region: 634-1854 (406 amino acids)
Biological process (GO): magnesium ion transport
Molecular function (GO): magnesium ion transmembrane transporter activity
Source: RefSeq, a predicted model, not a curated record